This is a messenger RNA of Fopius arisanus, 728 nucleotides long. Its product is annotated as pacifastin-like protease inhibitor cvp4. Bases 75 to 440 code for a protein of 121 amino acids. Gene Ontology annotation, molecular function: peptidase inhibitor activity. The record is from RefSeq and is a predicted model, not a curated record. The transcript has 4 exons. NCBI's taxonomy places the organism in Eukaryota, Metazoa, Arthropoda, Insecta, Hymenoptera, Braconidae.
CCACCAAGCAGAUCAUCAUUCCAAUCUGAUCUUCAGAAACUUGAGUAGUAAAGCAGAAAUUUAUCAAUUUCAAAAUGAUGUACAAACUCAUCAUCUUCGCAGUUGCCAUCACGGCCAUUGCUGCUGCAAAUCAUGAUCCGAGUACAACGAAGUGUGAACCUAAAAAAAUAUUUUCAUACUACUGCAACCAGUGCGUGUGCAAUGCAGAUGGUGAAGGAGCAGCUUGUACAAGACAAGCUUGUCCUCCUGGCCUCUUCAACGAGGACGGAUCAAUGAGAGUUCCACCUGCACCACGUGAGAAGAGAGAGAUUUCAGAAUUGCCUGCCGACGGAAGUUGCGUGGUUGGACGCCAAUACACAAGUGCAUGCAACACUUGCAGAUGCAUCCGGGAUAAUGUGCCAAUCUGUACUUUGAAAGCUUGUCCACCUGAAUUGAGAUAAGCUGAAGAAAUAAAACUUGUUAACAAAUCAUCAAGGCCGUGACAUGGUACACGGGGCUGGAUAAAACCCAUAGAACGGAGUAGUCUAUUUAUUAAAAAAUGGACAAAUACGAUCUUAGCGAUAAGGCAGAUACCAUGUGUCAUUACUCUUUUUACUGAUAUAGGAUUCUACUCAUAAUCUGAUCUGGACGAGCAUUCAUGCGAUAUUUUAAAUGGUGUAUAUGGGAUUAUCUAGUUAUGUAUAUUGUCAAAGGAUAAUAAAAUUCACAGAUUUUUUUUAAAUAAAUCA